GCAGGACUAUGACAAGUUCGACGGUGGGGAAUGGCUGUAGAUUAAAACAAGACAAGAACAAACCAGAAAACUCAUCCGAGGGGAGAUCAUCCCUGUGGCACAGCGACAGCCAGGAAAAAUGACAAAAAAUUGGAUUUUUCAGAUGGCCAUGGCUUCAGGAUUCUGGUGAUUGCGCCAGGUAAGAGGAAGAAGAAAAAACCCAACAACAUGCUUUAUUAGCCACCAUCUCUGUCUGUUAAGUUUAACCAACCCUCAAAAACAGCAUAGAUAAUGAGAUGCUUUUUUGUUUGUUCUGGUAGGCUGAGAAAAAAUUUAGUGAAAAUUAUGAAAAAAGAUAAAAGGGUGACAGACUGUCUGUUUUGCUAUAAUUGGCAAAUUGACCAAGUCAUUUCUUGCCUUUUUCUUCUUCCCUUUGGUCUAUGUUUUUUCUACAGGAUAAUGAAAUAUGAUACAGGGAAGAGUUAAUUGUGUUUUUCUGAGAAACCGGUAGCAAAAAGUUUUUGGUUUCUCCAAAGGGGCCAAGGUGAUCAGCACUAGCUUAGCAGAUCAUCUUCCCCACCCUUUUUCGCAUAUCUUUUCGGGAACUGGCAUUUAUUUUUGCCAAAUCUCCAGUUUCUGAAUGCCCGCAGGCGGCCAACGUCUCAUGCUUCUGAUCCAGGGUUCCCAGGGUGACCACCGGGACACCCUUCUUUGACAUUUACAAAUUUAUACAUCUGCGCAGCAGCACAUUCAGCCUCAUAACUUUAUCUUGGGAUGCUGAAGAUCAGAGCCAAAAAGGUUGUCAAGAUGAGUUGCUUUUCAUGUUGUUCAGGGGAGAAACUAAGCAGAAAGUCAUUGAAGAGGAGUAUUAAGAAUUACAAGGACACGAAAACUUUAGCAUCAUUUGCCAACCUCUCCUUCAAAAGUGAUAGCAGCAGGAAAAGGUACAUAACAGAAGAAAUAAAGAAAGUUGGAAAAGGACAUAUAUCUGCAAAGAUAUUCGCAUUCCGGGAAUUGACGGUAGCAACUCAAAACUUCAACCUUGAAAAUAUGAUCGGGGAAGGAGGUUUUGGGAGGGUGUACAAGGGCCAACUUGAAGAUAAGGUUGUUGCGGUUAAGCAACUUGACAGAAAUGGGUUUCAAGGGAACAGGGAAUUCCUGGUGGAGGUUUUAAUGUUGAGCCUUCUUCACCACUCUAACCUUGUGAACUUAAUUGGAUAUUGUGCUGAUGGUGACCAAAGAAUCCUGGUCUAUGAGUACUUGGCCAAUGGCUCCCUGGAAGAUCACCUUCUUGAUUUGCCAGAGGGAAAAGCUCCUUUGGAUUGGAAUACCAGGAUGAAAAUUGCAGCUGGUGCAGCAAAAGGGCUAGAAUACUUGCAUGAAACAGCAGAUCCUCCAGUGAUAUACCGUGACUUCAAAGCAUCGAACAUAUUGUUAGAUGCUGAGUUCAACCCAAAGCUGUCAGAUUUCGGCCUCGCCAAGCUCGGUCCAACCGGGGACAAGACUCACGUCUCCACCAGGGUGAUGGGGACUUAUGGCUAUUGUGCCCCUGAAUAUGCAUUGACAGGACAACUCACAUCCAAAUCUGAUGUUUACAGCUUCGGAGUUGUGUUCUUGGAGAUCAUCACAGGGAGGAGGGUCAUUGACAAUUCAAGACCCAGUGAAGAGCAGAACCUUGUGACUUGGGCAUCGCCAUUGCUGAAAGACAGGAAGAAAUUUGAUUUACUGGCAGACCCAUUGCUGGAAGGGAAGUACCACCAAAAGGGUCUUCACCAAGCACUUGCUGUAGCAGCAAUGUGUCUCCAGGAGGAAGAUACAACCAGGCCGUUGAUGAGUGAUGUGGUGACUGCUCUGGAGUAUCUAGCCACGAACAAAGGUCCGGGUGAAGGAGGUAUACUGGACGAACACGAAGAGGGCGAAAACGAUCAUACCGAAAGCUGAUAGAUAGGCCUAAAAGCAACUGGAUCAAAACUGGUAGUGAAGCACCUAGAAGAGAACUGAGUUUAUCUCAGGGGCCAAAGAUUGAAAGGAAAAAAUGGGGAAAUGUUUGGUUGGUUUGUUUUGGUCAUCUUGGCACCCUCUAGGCUGGUCGAAGAGUUAAAAACAACAAAGCUUCAUAUGUACCAAAGGAGAAGGUGUGGUCUGAAGAAAUUAGCUGUGGAACUUUGUUGGUACUGUGUGUAAGUUUUGUAGCAAGCAGCAAUUGGAGAAUUUCCCGUUUAUGGUAAAAUCUUGAGAGUCUCAGCUGGUGAAUCCCUUGAUCUUGAACAGACUUGCUCGCUUGGUUGUUCUUAUAACUGGUUUUACAGCACCAAGCCUACCAAUUGGGAAUCCUAUAGUCCAGGAAAGGUCUACCUUUUAGAAAAUUAUUUUAACUUAUAUAGAGGAAUAACAAUUUCGACAUAACUAGUUCUUUUUAACAUGAACAAACACCAGCAUGAAACCCCCAAAAUGAGAGUGCAGAGUUUGGAGGAGCAAAUCUUAAUUGUGGCAAGGCAGUGUACUCUGUGCAACCACAUGCAUCAGUUGUUUGAACAACUGAAUUUUCUUGGUCAUCGACGAUUCGACAUGUCAUUUGUCAUUUUGAGAUUUGGAAGCCUUGGUUGAAAUGGAGUUCAUAGCGAAACUUACCCAAAUGUCAUUUCUGGUAGUCUCGGGCAUUUCAUUAUGUUCUUGCUUGUGUCUCGAGUCGAUUUUCAUCUGUUAUUCUCGUUUUUAUAAUGUUCUCAAUAUGAGUUAACAAAAUCGUUUCACCAUGAAAAAAGUAUUUUGAUUGAACUUGGUUUUUGAGGAAUUUUGAUGUCUCAUAAUCUAUAUGAUCUCAUAAUUCAUACAUAUAUCUGCUAUUCAUUUAGGCGUUGUAGUUUGAGUUUUUACAUUAGAAUCGAUUAACUUUCCCUCUAUAAUAAUGUCUAUCCCGCACUUAUGGGUGAUUGAUUGAUAGAAUACAAAACACAUAAAAUUUUACGUGCUUGUCAAACAAUCCCUUACUUUGGUAUGGCAGUAAAUAGAGUAAAUAGACUGGUUAUACCACUAAAAAUAUUAUUUUUAGCGAAAUUAUCAUUUAUAUGACAUACUUUUGAUUUGUCAAUUCUCAUUUGUAUACUAAAUCAUUUCUGUUUAAUUGUUAAUUUUUAUUGGAAGUAUAAUUUACAAAUGAAACUUUAGCUAUGUAUUUUUAUUUUUUAGUAGUAUUAUCCUAAAUAUAUAUACACAUAAGCUCACUUGUUUUUUUGGUAGAAAAAUAAGAAUUGUUAUAUUUUUUUCCAUAAAAAGGGAUAGUAAUAGGCAGGAUAUUACAUCUGUUUGAAAAGUAAAUCGCUACAGUCGAUACUAACCGAUCUAUCGAUGAAAGAGAUUUUGAUGCCCCGAAAUGGGUAGCACUUUCAAUUCCUAAGAAUAAAGUGACCAAAAACAC
Messenger RNA from Linum trigynum, 3397 nucleotides. NCBI's taxonomy places the organism in Eukaryota, Viridiplantae, Streptophyta, Magnoliopsida, Malpighiales, Linaceae. The record is from the annotation of a GenBank genome assembly.